AUGAUAAGGAUGAAGUGGCCAUGUGUGUUCCUGGUUCUCAUCGCUCUGGGCGGCCGGUGCUUCCGAUGUGUCACCGGUGACGUUGUGGCCUCUGACGAACACACAGACAUUGGCCAUGAUGAGGACGUGCACCCCCACUCCCUCCGAGACACAAACAGGGAUGUCCCAGACACGAGUAUUGAAACAAACUGGGACGUACUGGACAUUAACCAGGACGACUAUGAGGACGCAGACUGGCAUCCUCCGACCUCUCUGCAGGACACACGUCCCGUUCUGUCCCCUGAAGACACACCAGUGAUUCCCAACAACACCGACCAGAUCAUUGCUACUUCUUCACCUCAGUGCGGCGAGUACAGCAGCCAGCUGAUGUCUAACGGCGAGUGCCGGCUGAGGGCAACGCUGCCCCCUGUGGGGACAUCGCAGGAGCGCUGCCCGGAUAUGUUCCGCUGUACAGAGGACGUCUCCUACUGGCUGGACGAGAACCAGGACAGAAAGGACAAGCUGGAGGAGCUGAGGGAGACGAUGUCGGAGCUGCAGGUGGAGCUGAGGAGCCACCGGCGUAAAGUCAAAGCCCUGGAGGUGCAGGAGGAACAAAGUGCGACUCUGAACUCAACCGUUGAGCAGCGGCUUCGUUCUCUGGAGCAGCGUCACGCUGCGGUCCACCCGCUGGUCCACGUGCACGCGGUGCUGCUGGACGAGCUGCAGGCUCAGCUCCGCAACCUGUCGGCCGCCGUGAGGCGCGUGGGCCGCAGCACAGGCUGCAAGGUCAAGGUUGUGAGAACCACCCCCCCGCGCGGCCUGCGAGACACACUGCCACCAGGUGGACAGCUCCCGUCUUUCUGUCCUUCAGAUUGUGCGUCUCUGUAUCACAACGGUGUUCGUCGUUCUGGUGUUUACUCCAUCGUCCUGUCGCCCGGCGCCAACCUGCCGGUCUACUGCGACAUGGAGACAGAAGGUGGAGGCUGGACAGUGUUUCAGCGAAGGUGUGACGGCUCGGUCAGUUUUAACCGCGGCUGGUCAGAGUACCGUGAAGGCUUCGGUGAUCCUCGAGGAGAACACUGGCUGGGGAACCAGCAGCUCCAUCUUCUGUCCAAUCAGGAUCAGUACAGCCUCCGCGUCGACCUGCAGGACUGGAGCCACGCCCAGAGACACGCCCUCUACCACAGCUUCAGGACUGAGAACGAGGAGAACCGGUACCGCCUCCACGUGUCUGGUUUCAGUGGGACGGCAGAGGACUCGUUCGGGUGGUACCACGACCUCCAGGGUUUCAGCACACCGGACACGGGCAACAUCUGCGCUGAGAUCAGUCACUCGGGCUGGUGGUUCCGCCAAUGUUUCUACGCCAACCUCAACGGGGUCUACUACCAGGGGGGGCGCUACACUCUGAAAGCCCUGAACCUGCUGGGGCCGGACGGCAUCGUGUGGUUCUCCUGGAAGGAUUCAGACUUCUAUUCUCUGAAGGCCGUCGCCAUGAUGAUUCGUCCAAGCACCUUCAGGCCGCCCCCCCCCUCGACAAAGUGA
Messenger RNA from Pleuronectes platessa (European plaice), 1521 nucleotides. Its product is annotated as fibrinogen C domain-containing protein 1-like. The coding region runs from base 1 to 1521 and encodes 506 amino acids. The record is from RefSeq and is a predicted model, not a curated record. Lineage: Eukaryota; Metazoa; Chordata; Actinopteri; Pleuronectiformes; Pleuronectidae. The transcript is spliced from 6 exons.